Molecule: messenger RNA, 3707 nt
Organism: Rhododendron vialii
Lineage: Eukaryota; Viridiplantae; Streptophyta; Magnoliopsida; Ericales; Ericaceae
Product: kinesin-like protein KIN-7E
Exons: 15
Coding region: 542-3361 (939 amino acids)
Biological process (GO): microtubule-based movement
Molecular function (GO): microtubule binding; ATP binding; microtubule motor activity
Source: RefSeq, a predicted model, not a curated record
GUCAUUUCAAGUUUCACCGAUUUCUCGCCGGUUUUCAUUCCACACUCUCAAAUGCUCCGACUUUUCCGUCCUUCAAGCCUAUCCACUAUUUCUUUUUCCCUCUUUAUCAACACAACCGAAUCUUGAAGUUCAACCCCCCUCUCUCUUUCUCUCUCUACUUUUUUUUUUUUUUUUCCCGAGGCCAAUUCUGCUCGCAUUCUUUGCAACGAUUCUACGUUUUUUUCCAUCUACGUAAGAAUUAAGAGGACAUGAUGAACUUUUCCUGCAGCUGAAAAGAAAACAACUUAUCACAUUGAGUUGCAAAAAUAUCGUGAAGUUUCGCAAAAACUGUCUUUGUCUCAGGUGAAAAGGAGUUGGCAAGUGGAUUUUGUCAGGUCUAUUGGUAUCCGGAGAAGUUUGAGGGCCUUUGUAUUUUGGUGUUCGUACCCUCUCAUGUCUGUGCAUGAGAGGGCAAAGUGCGAAGUUUCGCGUACCUAGUUUGUUUGUUUAGCGGCUCUUUUUCUAGUGUGUUAGAAUUGGCAGAACAGAGAGGGGGGGAGAAAUGGGGUCAAGUAGCGGGGAUGAGCUAUCGCAAUGGGAUGUACAAUCUAGUAAUGGCCACGACGAGAGGAUAUUUGUUUCGGUCAGAUUGAGGCCAUUGAACGACAAAGAAACAGCAAGGAACGAUGUUUCGGAUUGGGAAUGCAUAAACAAUAGCACAAUCAUAUACAAGAACCACAUAGCCGAAAGGUCAUUGUUUCCGGCUGCUUAUACGUUUGACAGAGUAUUUGGGUGCGAGAGUUCCACAAAGCAGGUGUACGAGGAAGGAGCCAAAGAAGUUACUCUAUCAGUUGUCAGCGGCAUAAAUGCGACUAUUUUUGCCUACGGGCAGACGAGCAGUGGCAAGACAUACACUAUGUCUGGAGUUACUGAAUAUACAGUGGCUGAUAUAUUCGACUACAUAAACAAGCAUAAUGACAGAGAAUUUGUAAUGAAAUUCUCUGCCAUGGAGAUUUACAACGAAGCUGUCCGAGACCUCCUGAACCCAGAUAGUAAUCAACUUCGGCUCCUUGAUGACCCGGAGAAAGGAACCAUUGUUGAGAAACUCAGAGAGGAGACUUUGAGGGAUUGGAGCCAUCUAAAGGAACUCCUUUGUGUCUGUGAAGCUCAAAGACAUAUAGGGGAGACCUCUCUGAAUGAAGUGAGCUCCAGGUCUCAUCAAAUUCUCCGACUGACAAUCGAAAGUUCUGCUCGAGUAUUUUCAGGCGCUGAAAACUCAAGUAUUCUCACUGCUUCUGUGAAUUUCGUUGAUCUUGCUGGAAGUGAGCGCGCUUCUCAAACGUUAUCAGCUGGUUCAAGAUUGAAAGAGGGUUGCCAUAUUAACCGCAGUUUACUUACCCUUGGAACUGUUAUUCGCAAGUUAAGCAAAGGACGAAAUGGACAUGUUCCUUAUAGAGACUCGAAGCUGACACGCAUACUACAAAACUCGUUAGGAGGCAAUGCAAGGACUGCAAUCAUUUGCACUAUAAGCCCUGCACACAGUCAUGUUGAACAAUCAAGAAACACCCUCUUGUUUGCUAGUUGUGCCAAGCAGGUAAGUGUUAACGCGCAGGUCAAUGUAGUGAUGUCUGAUAAGGCAUUAGUAAAGCAGCUACAGAAAGAGUUGGCCCGACUGGAGAGCGAGUUGAGGAGUUUAGGGUCAAUGUCUGCUAUGCCCAAUUCUGCAGCCUUACUGAAAGAGAAGGAACUUCUUAUUGAAAAGAUGGAUAAUGAGAUCAAAGAGCUUAAAAAACAACGAGAUCAAGCUCAAUUUAUGUUGCAAUCAGUUGGUGAAUAUCAAGUUUCAAGGUCAUUGGCUGAGCAUUGUCAGCAUGUGGAGCCUUACAUGCUAAACACGUCGUCACUAGAUGAAUAUUCGGCAUCAGAAUCUUCGGAGGUGGUAGAUCCUCUUCGCUCGGAUGCUACAUCAAACCCAGCUCAUCUCUCUGAUAGCUAUGCUUUCCAUAAUUCCAACAAGUCCGAUUUUGACCGUCUUGACCAAUGUGAAGACCAAUUUCUGUCUAAUGGCAUCUCUCCACGGCGGGUUAUUGACCAACUUUUCGGACCUGAUCCGUCACAAGGUUGGGAAAUGACUUCUCAGAAACAUGAAGAAGACUCUGAAGAUCAAUGUAAGGAAGUUCGGUGUAUUGAAGUAGAAGAAUCAAGUGGAAAGAGUAACUUAAAAUCCGAUGCACCAUUAUUGCCAAAGAAGGAAAUUGUGGAUUUGAGUAAUGUUCAAUCUGACCCUACUUGUGAGACUUUGAAGAAAAAAAUUCAAGAACUGCAGAAAACUAUCGACUAUCUUGUCAAUUCUUACUUAAUGGAACACUCCUCUAGUUCCUCUGAAUCGGAUCAUACGGCUAGGCGUAGAAGCAUGAGGUUAUCUAAAAGCAGAAGCUGUAGAGCAGAUAUCGUACCUAUCGGUUCAUCCCCUUGGCUUGACAAAGCAGAUCAUAAUGAGAAUACGCCACCAAAUGGUCUGGAGAAAGAUUUCCCCAGAAAACCAGAAGUUGAUUAUGAACUAAAGCUUUCUGGAUUAAAAAGUGUUUCUAGUCUGGCAAAGUUGAGUGGAAAAGACCCAAAAAUUUCUGAGGACAAAAAGGAGGAACCAACGGAGAUGUCACGUGAAGGUGAUGUCUCUAAGAUCCAAAAUUGCGCCACCGAAAUCAAUGACGUAGCAAAAUCUGAACCUGAGCAGCAAUCUGGUGAUGAUUUGGAACCUAAGUCAGAGAUUGCUGAGUCAGAAAAAACUGUGGAAGAAUCGGUGCAAGACUCUCUGCGUUCCCCUUCCAAUUGGCCCAUGGAAUUUGAGGCUAAGAGGAGAGAAAUAAUUCAACUUUGGGAUGCAUGCAAUGUACCGUUGAUCCGCAGAACCUAUUUCUUCUUACUCUUUCAAGGUGAUCCAGCCGAUUCUGUUUAUGUGGAAGUGGAGCUCAGACGAUUGUCAUUUCUUAAGUCUGCUCUAUCUCAUGGAAGCAAACUUGUGAUUGAUGGUCAGAUUUUCACACAUGAAACAAGUAAGAGUACUCUUAACGGAGAGAGGCGGAUGCUUAGCAAACAAGCCCUGAGGAGGUUCUCAGCCAAGGAGAGAGAGGCCCUUUACCAGAAAUGGGGCGUUGGGUUGAAGACAAAGAAUAGGAGACUGCAAUUGUGCCAUAAAAUAUGGACCGAUACAAAAGACAUGAAUCAUGUAAAGGACAGUGCUGCACUUGUUGCGAAAUUGGUGGGAUUUGCAUUAUCCAGUCAAACCCCUAAGGAGAUGUUUGGAUUGAGUUUCUCUACUCGGUCCACCAACCGGAGGUCCUCCUUCAACUUGAGACACAGCAUGUCGGCUCUAACGUAAUGUCUGGAGGCAUGAGUUAUAUCGCUGAAGCAUUGGCAUCAGCUUCAAAACUCUAGCGAGUAAACAAAUGAAUUUGGAAAAAAAAAUGUAGAAAAAGCUGUGUGGAUAUGCAUCUGAAUUUCAACUAGUCAAACAUUCUGAUAGUAGUUGUAAAUGAAAGAGUUUGUAAGGGCGGCUCCAUUGGAGUUGAAUUUGCUAUUCUUGUAUUUUUCGCAAAUUGCAUGCGAUGUACUGUUGGUUUAAUCCACUGGAAUGAUGUACAGAGAUCCUGAUUCUUCUCUUCUCCAGUAAAAUUUGUUCUGUACCAUAUCUUUCUGUUGCCUAACUGUCGGUAUCGUCAUUUCCA